CUUGUGCCAAGUCUCACUCACACCCUCAUACCCUCCACCAUCCUCCCCUCCCAUCUGUUCUCCACCUCUCUCUCUCUCUCUCUCUCUCUCUCUGUCACAGUGACUGGGUUCUGGUGCUCUUCGGUGAUGGAAAGGCAAUGAGGGCGUGUCUUCUACGACCAUGCCGCUACCCCUCUCCGAUGACUCGGGCUCGUGCAGCGACCUCCUGUGCGGCGAGGACGCCGGAGCGCUCGCCGAUGAAUCGCCGGAUUGCUCCACCGAGCCCGAGUUCCCGGAGGACUCGGACGAGUCCAUCGCCGGGUUCAUAGGAGGGGAGGCCGACUACUCGCCCCGCGUCGACUACCCGGACCGCUUCCGGUCCCGCUCGCUCGACCCCUUCGCUCGCCAAGAGUCCGUCACCUGGAUCCUUAAGGUGCACGGGUACUACCGUUUCCGUCCACUAACGGCGUAUCUUGCCGUUAACUACAUGGAUCGGUUUCUCUCCUCUCACCGAUUGCCGUCAAAUGGAUGGGCAUUGCAACUCUUAUCAGUGGCUUGCCUCUCCCUGGCUGCAAAGAUGGAGGAAACUCUGGUUCCAUCCCUCUUAGACCUUCAGGUUGAGGGUGCAAGGUUCAUCUUCGAGCCUCGAACGAUAUGCCGAAUGGAGCUUCUUGUCCUCACUGCAUUAACUGGAGGCUUCGAUCUGUGACACCUUUUACAUUUAUUGAUUUCUUUGCGUACAGGUUGAUCCCACUGGAACGCACGCAAGAUAUUUGGUUUCACGUGCUACUCACAAUAAUUUUAGCAAUGAUCAUGGAAUGUUUAAGUUUAUAUAAUCACUCAAUAGCUAUCAAAUCAUUAUUAUAUUAAUUAUAACAAAAUAUAACAACUAUAUUCUUCACAUCGAAGCUUGAACUAUAUGGUGUCGCAGAUAUUGACCUUCCUGAAUCACUGCCCAUCGUCAAUAGCUGCAGCUGCCAUAUUUGUGCUGCUGAUGAGACUCAGGUUUUGGCUCUUGUUAAUCCUGGAAGUGCAGCAUAUGGUGCAUUGGACUGACCGAGGAGACAAUAGCUAGUUGCUGCCAAACUAAUGCAUCGAGUUGCUAUCGAUCACAAGCAGAGAAAGCCUCCGAUGAUCCUCUCGCAGCUCAGAGUAACAACCCCACUUAGCGUGGGUUCAGGAGUCUCCUCUUCCUCUUCUUCCCCACCCAAUAAAAGGAGGAAGCUGGACAACAAUUUCCUAUGGAGUGGGUGAUGACAAGAAGGGCUCGUGAGAAAUAAAAUGAUGAGAAGAGGACAAGAAAGGGGGACCAUAAGAAUAUUAUAGCUAGUAGAUAAUUCUUCUUGUUGGGUUUGCAGAUUCCUCAGUAUUUUUCGGAGGAGUUCGGUUGGUUGGUUUAACAGAGUGUCUAGUUAGUGUAUUGGUUCUGUCCAGGAGUUAGGCUUGGUGGGUGAUGAUUUUAUUCUUUGUUUUGCAUCUAAAGUUAUUUCAUUAGUGGGGCUUUCCUAUUUAUAUAAGCCAUGAUGGCACUAGAGUGCAGAUUCCCAAGGGUGGGGGAUCUGCCAUUCUGUGUGGGGGUGAAAGUAUGAGAGAGAUGUUCUGGUUUGUGGAGGCGUGCAGGUUAUUGAAAUCAAAGGCAGCAUUGAUCGUUGAAUGAAAAAGGAGAGGUGGUGGGUCCUUUAGGACCAUGAGAAAAAGAGGAGGCAUUCAAGCUAGGUACUGAAAAAAAAAAGAACGAACUCUCCCAGUCCAGAGGCCUUCCGAUGUUCCUUCAAAACUUUCAUUCUCCUUAUAGCCUCUAUACCGAUAUUUAUCUUUUUAACUUUUUUUGAUAUAUUUCUUUCGGGUGAUGUGAUUAUGAGUGUCAUGCAUGCAUUUGCCUUACACAUGCAUGCGAGUCUGGAGAGACGAUAUUUAUCUUUAGCCUAAGACUACGGCUAACUCUCUCUGUAUAAAGACCUUUGGAGGGUCUUCGAGGAUCUUGUUUAUGCGCAAGUUAUAAAUAAAAAAUUCUAAUGUAAUCUAUUUAUUUGUAAAAACCUUAUAGUUUCAGAGCUAAAUUGAUACUCUCUCUCUCUCUCUCUC
Molecule: messenger RNA, 2064 nt
Organism: Phoenix dactylifera (date palm)
Lineage: Eukaryota; Viridiplantae; Streptophyta; Magnoliopsida; Arecales; Arecaceae
Source: RefSeq, a predicted model, not a curated record